Messenger RNA from Cladocopium goreaui, 3336 nucleotides. The record is from the annotation of a GenBank genome assembly. Lineage: Eukaryota; Dinophyceae; Suessiales; Symbiodiniaceae.
AUGGCGCGCUGCCGUGUUGGGACGCUCGUGCUACUGACUGUAACAACUGUUGCGCUUCUCUUUGCUGGCGGUGUAUGUUUCUCUGCCCCGGCAAGAGAUAGCAGCAGGCUGUUCGCAGGUUCAGGCUUGCCGAAGCAUCGUGUCAGCGAUGGCCGGGAUAGACCAGCCUUAGCAGCAGGGGCUUCUGCUGCAUCAAUGUCAGCAUCGCAGGUGUACUUCACCGGGAUUGGUUGGUAUCUCAUGCACUUUGUCGUCAGCAUUGGAAACGACAGCAUCAUGAAGUUUUUGGGAGAGAACCUGCCGCCCUUCCAGAUCGUUUUCUUGCGAUUCUCUGCUGCUGCUUUGGUGCUCCUUCCGGUUCUCCUGUUCCAGGGCCGAAGUGCUUUCAAAUCUGCAAGGCUCUCUAUGCAUGCUGCUCGUGGUCUCCUUCUUGCUCUCGGCAUUGGACUGUGGUGCUUCGGACUGAAUCUCAUGCCCUUCGCCUCCUGUGCGGUGAGCUCAGCACAUGCCAAGCACCGUGUUGCUCGCGAUGGCGUCGGCGUCGGCGCCGCGGCGUCUCCUGGCUCUGGCUCUGGUCCUGGCCGCAGCGCAGCUGUCGUUUUUCGUGUCCUUUGUGGCUCGGGCCGGGUGACGAGGACGAGGGCUGAGGUGCAAAUUCCCAGAGCCGUGAGACAGAGAGACGUUGCCGCCUCUGCAACUCGCCAAAAAAAAGCCUCCAGCACGGGCACACCGAAGAAAACCGGCAAGUAUCGUGGUCAGGUGAACCCUCGGCUGCGCAGCUUUCUGCAGUCCAAUGAGUACAGAGAAUUGCUGUCAGUUCUGAAUGGCUUGAACGAGCAAGGCCUUCUGGAUGAGUUCUUAGACAAAGCCGAGAAAUAUUGGAUGGAUAUCAACAUAUUUCAGCUGGCCAUGCAGGAGCAGGAUGCCGGUGGGAAGGGUGUGGUAGCUACCGUCAAGAAGGACUGGCCCAGGAUAUGGCCAGCCCAAAUGGAAGGCAACCGCAUGUAUGCCUUUGAGUGCUUCACCAACUUCUGGACCAGAUUGGAAAGAUCCAAACUUGUGGAGGACAUCAUGAAGGAUGUCCUCCCAGAUAUGUCGAAGGGCUACUCGGAUAAGCUGGAAAGCAAGGACCAGCAGCUGCUCAUGAAGCUGAGCGACGAAGAGCGACGAGAUGAGAUCAUGAAUCGUUUGGGCUCUUCACCACUGGUGGCUCAGUAUGGAGGACUCAGCAAGGAAGAUGCAGAGGUGAAAGCAAUCGGAGGGAAGAUGGCUCCUUUCAUUGCCAAAUUUGUUUCAAUUCUCGAGCGGAAGGUGUCAACGCAAACUGAAGCGCUUGGCCAAACCGUGGAUUAUGCUGUUGUGGCAGUCAUUGCCGUUGUGCUCUUGAUUGCGCUGAGCUUUGCUGGUGUUAUCCAGAUUCCAGUGGUCAUCAACAACACGAUGCCUUUCUUCAAGAUGCUCUUUGCGCAGCUCAUUCUUGGGGAGAAAGUGGGCAAGCAGCGUUGGCUGGCGAGCUUGGCAGGUUUUAUCGGUUGCUUGAUCGUUUUCAAUCCAACAGCUGCCACCUUCCAGCCCCAGUCAUUGGUUCUCCUGUUGUCGGCCUGUUGCUUCGCCAUGUUGGACAUUUUCAACAAGAAGUACACGGCGAGUGAAACCGUGACGUCCAUGCUGUUCUAUGGAGCCAUUUCGACCGCAGCCAUAGCAGCAGUGAGGGCCAUUCCUCACUGGGUGCCGGUGACAACGAGCCAAUUUGCCCUGAUUGGCUGCUUGGGCGUUGGGGCCAACUUCCUCUUGUAUUGCUUGCUGAAGGCUUUCAAGUACGUUGAUGCCUCUGCGACUUGCCCGUAUCGGUACACCGAGUUUGUGCUCUCAGCCUUGGCCGGAUUUUUCCUCUUCAAGGAGCUGCCGUCAAAGUCAACGUUGCUGGGAUCAUGCAUCAUCCUGCCAUCAGCAACUUGGAACCACUUGGAAUCACUUGGAAUCACUGGAAAAGGUGAGCAGUUGCAGCAGUUGCAGUUGGGCUGUGGAACUUCCCAGGUGAUUUACACGGCCUAUAUGGAGACACGAGCCACCGAGCCGGAGAAACUAGGAAAGAGGAGACAGUGGAGGCUUGAAGUGGCGGCGCUCAGACGUGGCUGCGGCCUGCUUGCUGUGAGCAAAAGCGGCUCUCGUGAGCAGGAUGGCCAUGGUUUCACAGUGCUAGGCCUAGAUGAGAUGAAAAAGGAACUAGAAGGAAGUGACCUCUACUCUUUGAAUGUUGAGCUUCACAAAGAACGGGAUCUGCAUAAGAAAGCCGUUAAGGGUGGUGCAGAGUGGGCCACGGAAGCGAGGACCUUUCAGGUGUCCAAUGUGAAGGAAUCUACUGAGGUGGCCCUUCUUCGGCAAAAACUUCUCAGUGAGUCGAGCUCUUUCGGGAGACUUCAGUCCAUUCUGGCAGCAGAGGAGAUGACGGCAGCAAAGGCCAACGAGUCCCUGGAGCAGCUUCGCAAGGACGUAUCUCGCGGAGAAGCCGAAAACCUGAAGAAUCAGCUCUCCCUGCAGAUGGGAAAGAGCUCCUCACAAGCACAGCACGUGGUGAUCCUGCAGGAGAAACUUGAAGAAGAAGUCAAGGAGAUGGAUAGGCUUCGGCAUCAGGAAUUGCUCCGACGCCAUCAAUUCACAUUAGAAGCCGCGGAAGCUGCGGCCCACCGUGCAGCUUGCCAAUUGGCUGAGGAUCGUUUGGACAGCGUUCCUGCUGCUGAGAUGUCAGAGCGCUUGCGCAGUGCUCACGAGCAGCUUCAGGAGCAGCUGCUGGGUCUUCAGGAGGAGUUGAAGGAACUCAAGCGCGAGCGUUUGCAAAGCGAGAAGCGCGAGAAGCAAAACUCAUUGAGAGAUGAAGCAAGUGCAGCAAGUGACAGGAUGCAACACGUGCAACACGUGCAACACGUGCAACACGUGCAACACGUGCAACGGAUGUCGCAGAGCGUGACGUUGGAUGCCGUGGAUCUUGUAGGUCCGGCAGGUCUGGCAGGUCCGGGUGAGUCUUCCCAAAGUGAAAGCGCAGCAAAGGAAGCAGCGGGAUCCGUUGCGCCUUCGGACGUGGUGAAAUCCGUUGCAUCAGCUCCAGCCGCUCCAGCCGCUCCAGCUGGUCGCAUGUCUGAUAGCAGUGGUAUCAAUCCGCAGUCGCGGCCUGAGCGUCUCAAGUUGCACAAAUCCAAGCAGACCAUGAAAUACGGUUACAAUACGAUUACGUACUUCAUUAUACUCCUAUCAUCUUCUAGAAUACGGUCACAUACGGUCACAUACGGUCACAUACUUCAAACAGUAGAAUAUUCUAGAAUACCACUGUAUCUAUAG